AUGGAGCCAAGUGCUGAAAUACAUAUUGUUCCUGUUUUAAGUGAUAACUUUUCUUAUAUUAUAAUUGAUAAAAAAACAAGAAAAGCAGCUUGCGUAGAUCCUGCAGAACCAGAAAAAGUUUUAAGAAAAAUAGAAAAUUUGAAUAUUGAAUUAGAAUACGUUUUAUGUACUCAUCAUCAUUAUGAUCAUUCAGGGGGAAAUGUAUAUAUAAGAGAUUUAAAAAAAAAUAUAAAAGUUGUUGGCUCUGCAUAUGAACAAACUCCAGGUGUUAAUGAAAAAAUGUAUGAUGAUCAAGUUAUACAUUUAGGAGAAUUGUGUAUAAAGGCUAUUCACGCACCAUGUCAUACGAAAGGGCAUCUUUUAUAUUAUGUUUAUAAAAUCGAUAAGAAUGAAAAAGAAGAUGAAAAUUACUCCCCCAUUUUAUUUACAGGAGAUACUUUAUUUAUAGCUGGAUGUGGUAGAUUUUUUGAAGGGAAUGCAAAAGAUAUGUUUAAUAAUUUUAAAAAAAUAAAAAGCAUGAGAAAAGAAACAUUAAUUUAUUGUGGCCAUGAGUAUACACUCAAAAAUUUAAAGUUUGCUUUGUCUAUAGAAAAAGAUAAUGAACAUAUGAGAAAUAAAAUGAAAGAAGUUGAACAAAAAAUUAAAAAUAAAAAACAUUCAGUACCAUCAACAGUAGAAGAGGAAAAUUUAAUAAACCCUUUUUUUAGAACACACUGUUAUUUUAAUAAAUUUAAUACAAAUGAUGAAAUAAAAAUUUUAGAUAAAUUAAGGGAAUUGAAAAAUAAUUUUUAA
Molecule: messenger RNA, 792 nt
Organism: Plasmodium relictum
Lineage: Eukaryota; Apicomplexa; Aconoidasida; Haemosporida; Plasmodiidae
Gene: cGloII
Product: cytosolic glyoxalase II, putative
Exons: 7
Coding region: 1-792 (263 amino acids)
Molecular function (GO): hydroxyacylglutathione hydrolase activity
Source: RefSeq, a predicted model, not a curated record